Molecule: messenger RNA, 2275 nt
Organism: Solea solea (common sole)
Lineage: Eukaryota; Metazoa; Chordata; Actinopteri; Pleuronectiformes; Soleidae
Gene: rab33a
Product: RAB33A, member RAS oncogene family
Exons: 5
Coding region: 257-1066 (269 amino acids)
Biological process (GO): Rab protein signal transduction
Cellular component (GO): Golgi apparatus; endosome
Molecular function (GO): GTP binding; GTPase activity
Source: RefSeq, a predicted model, not a curated record
GUCUGUGUUUUUCCUGCUGCUGUAAGCCAAAAUGGAAGCACAGCAGCUGAAACACUCUGCAGCCUCUUGCACAUCUACAUUUGGAACAGCCACAGUCAGCUGUUGGUAGAGAGCGUCGUUGGUGGAGUUGCAUCCCUGGUCUCCUCCUUCCUCUCCUCUCCCCUCCCUUCACUCAUCCGUCCAUCCGUCUACUCCCUCUCCUCUCCUCUCCUCUUCACACACGCACCGCGAUUUGCGCAUCGCCUCCUCCGGCAUAAUGACCAACGAUUCUCCGGAGGGGGAGAUCCGGGCUCCAGGCAGCGGAGGAGGAGGAGGACACGCACAAAGAAACCGCGCGGACGACAAUGUCACCAUCCUGACAUCCUCCAUGGAUUACCACAGAGCUAGCCGGAGCCGAGCCAGCAGCAGCGGCUACGAUGCCGCCGCGAGCCUUACAUCCUCAAUGGAGCUGAGCAUCCAGACGCGGAUCUUUAAGAUCAUCGUCAUCGGGGACUCCAACGUGGGCAAGACGUGCCUCACCUUCCGUUUCACUGGGGGGAGCUUCCCCGAUAAGACCGAGGCCACCAUCGGCGUGGAUUUCAGGGAGAAGGCAGUGGAGAUUGAAGGGGAGACCAUCAAGGUACAAGUAUGGGACACAGCGGGCCAGGAGCGCUUUCGCAAAUCCAUGGUGGAGCACUACUACCGCAAUGUCCACGCAGUGGUCUUUGUGUAUGACGUUACCAAGAUGGAUUCCUUUCGAAACCUGCAGACGUGGAUAGAGGAGUGCAAUGGCCAUCGGGUCUCAAAAUCAGUGCCUCGAGUCCUGGUGGGAAACAAAUGUGACCUUGUGGACCAAAUACAGGUGCCCUCCAAUACUGCACUGAAGUUUGCAGAUUCUCACAACAUGCUGCUGUUUGAGACAUCAGCCAAAGACCCAAGGGAGAGUCAGAAUGUCGACUCCAUCUUCAUGUCCCUCGCCUGCCGUCUGAAGGCCCAGAAAUCCCUGCUCUACAGAGAUGUGGAGAGAGAGGACGGAAAAGUGCGACUCACACAAGAGACUGAAACAAAGAGUAGUUGUCCUUGUUGAGGAAAUGGUGGAGUGGGAGGCAUAAUCGAAGGGAGGAGAAAAUACUAACUGUACAUGUCGAGGAGGAGGAGGACAGGGAUAAUGGGGGAGUCAGGCUAAAACAAGAGACUUCUUAAUUAAGUGCAACUUUUCUAUUUUAGAGAUCUUGGAUGGGUUGAGGUUGACAUUAAGAGCAAUGUGUUUUCAGAGAGAAGAGUGCAACAUGGAGGUGAGAGAUGACAGCAUGUGCAAGGGGGGGGGGGAUAUAUUGUUCUUGAGGAUGAGGACAGGGAGCAGAGAGGAUAAUAAUGAUUUAAAAGAGGAACGGGGAUUAGGAAGUGACAGAUUUACCAAUUCAGACUCCAGACAAUGCUGCCUUUUAGACUCCAAUGAAGAAAUACUUCAAUAGUUUUUUUCAAACAAUAGACACAAUCUGAGUGAAUAUACUUCCUCCAGGCCCAGUGCACAGGUAAUCACAACACUACAACAAACACAGGUUACUUGUGGAGCUGCCCUGCAAACCAGCCCUGGCUGGCCGGGUUUGUCACCAUUAGAUAACUUUUAUAUUACAUUCUGUCUGAUUCCUUUUCAUUUCCAUCCACAUACUAACUAGAAGCAGAAAUUCCAAACAUUUUUCUACUGCCUUAAAACACUGCCUAAGUCCUGGUUUUUUAAUGAACCAGUCAGGCAAACAUAGCGUAGCAUUGUGGUUUUAGUGUUGUGAAGUAGUUUAACAACUUGAAGUGAUGUUGGUUCCUUCAACCAAGUAAACACUUUAACAGCCUCACGUCUCUUAAUUUGAGAGGAUGAAACAGUAGAAAAUAAUAAAGUACUUGAUAUGUGCCCUUGACAUGUACGACCACUGACUUAAAAUCACUGUGAGAAGGUGAGAAUACACUGUAAACAACAUGGCUCUGGGUGAGGUCAAAGCACCUACAGUAAGACCUUGAGAACAAGGUUUCCUGAAAACAGCCCAUCUCGAGGUUGUCAGGCAGCAUGGGACAUAUUGAUUUAGAGGCUGUAAGAUCCUCUUACCCUUAAGCAGAAGGGAUGCAUUCUUAAGGCGAGGCUCCUCUUUCUCAUCGAAUCGUGAUGUAACAUAUCCACUCUCUAUAUAUUUUCAAUGUUAACAUCCAAAAACAUCCCGUCUUUACCACGUGGGACUGCAAGAAAGGCUCUCCCCUUAUCUUCAGCAUAUUUCAUAAUCUGUAAUAAACAUUUGAAGGUAAA